AUGGCCGGCGGCGGCGGCCCCCCGGGCUCCAAAAAGCGGAAGCGCGUGGCGGCGAGGAGGUCCAAGGUCAAGCGGGCCAAGGGGAAGAAGCCCUACGAAGCCUCCGCGGCGCGCGGCGGCGGCGGCGGCGGCUCCAAGGAGGAGCCGCAGCCCGUUACCGCCAUGGACGAGCGGGUCGCAGCCGAGGAGAUGUCCGAGUCGAGGGAGCCCGAUUGCAACCUCGAUAAGGAACUGAAAGUACUAUGUGUGAAGUUGAGAUACCAUAACAUGAGCACGAACAGGAGAGGCAGGCUAGUUACCGAGGCUCUCCGUAAAAUGGAUGGGAAAUAUUUGGAAAUUGCUAGAUCCCCUACCGCAUGUGUUCUUCAAUUAUGUGUGAAGUGGUGCUCACAUUCAGAGAGGGAUCCUGUUUUUGUUGCUCUGCAGCCACAUUUGCUCGAUCUUUCUCUUAAUGAACACACUGUUUUCCUUGUGCAUAAUAUCAUAAAAAUGGCCACUAGAAAACAGUUUGCCUCGUUCAUCUAUUCCCUUCGUGGGCAUGUCGCUUCCCUUCUUUGUCACACAAUAGGGGCGGCAGUUCUUGACCAUGCCUUUUGUCAGGCAACGCGACCUCAUAAAAGAAGUUUGUUGUUGGAAUUGUACUCCACUGAGCUUCAGCUGUCCAAUGACCUGAAAGAAGAAAAACCAUGCAGGUUCAGUUUGCUAAACAUAAUUUCCAAGCUUGGACUACAGAAAUCAUCUGUCCUGCAGCAUAUGACUACUGUUGUCCAGCCAGUUCUGGAAAAGGGUAUUGUUGAGUAUUCCAUAGUACACACGGUCAUAUUGGAGUACUUAACAAUUGCAGAUAAGACAUCAGCCUUGGACGUGAUUCGUCAAUUAAUCCCCCAUCUUACUCAAGGGACAUACGCCGUAGAUGAACUAUCAGGUGUCGCCAGAUUUCUAGGGAAAUCAGAAGUGGAGAAGAAAAGAUCUUCAAAACCACUUCUCAUUCAGAUCAUGCAGACGAAGGAAGGAUUAAAAUUAGGGCUUGCUUGCCUCAAGCAUGGCCUUGCGGAGGAUAGGAAGAGGAUUAUCAAAAGCUUGAAGGGGAGGAUUAUGAAGCUUGCUCUCAGUGAUUAUGGAUGCCUUUUCGUUAUUUGUCUUCUCUCCAUUGUUGACAACACAGAACUUGUUACUGAGGUUGUAAUUGAUGUGUUGAAAAAGCAGUUAAAGGAACUCAUAUUCGACAAGCUCCUUGUUGAACAGAACGGGAGACACCCAUUGCUGCAGCUCUUUCACCCACUUUGUUCACGUUAUCUGACUCUGGGUGAAUUGUUUUAUCUGAAUUACAACGUGCCUUCCCUUGUUUCAAAGGUUAACUUUGGUAGUAAGUUGGAUGAUGUAGCUGACAAAGAACAUGGGGGUUCAGAAGACACACUGAUUGCAUCUGAUAGCAAGGAGGACCCGAUUAAACGGCGGCAAGAACUGUUGGUGAAAAGUGAGCUUUAUGAGGUUCUCAUUGAGACUUGCAUUGAAAAUGUUGGACAGUUACUUCGAACAAACUUUGGCAAAGAUGUACUAUAUGAGGUUUCUGUAGGUGGAAAAAAUAACUUCUUGGAGGGGGUCACUGACAGGAUCCACGUACUUCACAAUGCUAUAGCUUGUGACGCAGCACGCCCGAGGACAGAUGACGGUGAUGAGCACGCCUUUGAUAACUACCACUCCAGCCGCACAAUCAGGAGAAUGAUACUUGAUUGUCCUGCAUUUGCUGCUACCCUCUGGAAAACAGCCCUCGAAGGGAAAUGCAAGUUAUAUGCAGAUGGAUUCAGCUCCAUGGUGCUGGCUGCCUAUCUGGAAUCUCCAAAUUCCGGGGUGAAGGAUCUUGCGAAAUCCGAGUUGCAACCGCUCAUCGACGGUGGCAUACUGAAGCCCCAGGACCAUAAAGCAGAGGAGAAGUCUGCCAUGGAGUGUAGCUCCGACGAGUCGUCAGAGCUAAGCGAUACAGAUACUGGCUACCAUGCCAAAAAAGCAUACAAGGAUUUGAAGUCUGGCAAGCUCGUGGCGAGGUUUGGCACUGACAGGUUUAGAUGCCCGUUCUGCCCCGAGAAGAAGCAGCUGGACUACCGUUACCGUGAGCUGAUUCGGCAUGUCAUUGUCGUGGGUGCAUCCAGGCGUCCUUGGAAGGUGAGGGCAAACCACCGGGCCCUGGCUAAACAUCUCGAGACGGACCAUGCUGAUGCACCAGGCUCAUCCUCAAUGCCUCUACGACAAGCUGAGGCACUGUACCUCUCUAAAAUAAAGAGAAGUCAAGCUGGGGCAAGAUCUACCUGCAAACUAAGCAGAUAA
Messenger RNA from Triticum turgidum subsp. durum (durum wheat), 2325 nucleotides. NCBI's taxonomy places the organism in Eukaryota, Viridiplantae, Streptophyta, Magnoliopsida, Poales, Poaceae. The record is from the annotation of a GenBank genome assembly.